This is a messenger RNA of Spizellomyces punctatus DAOM BR117, 447 nucleotides long. RefSeq lists its product as uncharacterized. NCBI's taxonomy places the organism in Eukaryota, Fungi, Chytridiomycota, Chytridiomycetes, Spizellomycetales, Spizellomycetaceae. The record is from RefSeq and is a predicted model, not a curated record. Bases 1 to 447 code for a protein of 148 amino acids. The transcript has 4 exons.
AUGACGAACGCUGCAACUUUCAACGGAGAGAGGACCUGGGAGCAGGUUGCUGUUGAUGUAACUGGCUUUGUCUACUGUCCCCCGGGCUGGGAUGAACAGAGACUGAGGGCGGGCCCUGAUGCAGAGGCUAUCGGUAAAAUUGCAAUGGAUACGUACACCGAUAUCAGCUACAUCAAAGAGAAGAACGCCAUUCAGAUCUCUGGUGAAACCCACGAUGAUGUGUACAAAGCUCAGAAUCAGCUCAACACUCUCUUCUUCCCUGUGAUUGUAAAGUCCAAACGUCAAUGGGCCCGUCCUGAUCGCCCAGGCGUCUGGGGACAACGCCGUGAUUCCACCACUCCUCGUCCUGGUUCCAACCCUAAUGGCCUGAGGAAGAUGAAAUCUGAGUCUGCCCUUCAGGCUCGUUCGAGUGCACAGGCGUAUGGUGGAUACGGUCAGUGGCGCUGA